AAGCGUUCUUCGCAGCAAAGCACACAGAACUCAUCCGACGUUCAAAGCAAUCACAGCCAACCCCACAAAGGAUAAUACUACCAACCUGGUCCACCACGGAUUAAACAGCAAAUUCAACUUUUAAAACCAUAUAUCAAACUUAAACUCUUACAAUGGAUCUUAAGCAAUUGUACUCGUAUGUCUGCCUGCUGAUCAGCAUCAUCAUCUGCAAAGUGUCCGAGAGCAGUGCCAAGCCCACUUAUUAUGACCUGGAUAGCUACGAGGCCUACGACACCGACAGCGGCAGCUCCUAUGCCCUGACCUACGGGAAGCCACUGACUGACAAUCGUCUAAAGAAACUGAACCCAGGGUACUACUACGUCGAUGAUGGGUACAUCGCCCCCGUUUCCACCUCCGGAGUCUACACCCGUCGUGAAGAUGGCAGCUCGCAGGGAGGAUCACUGCCCUCGAAUGUGAAGUUCACUCCAAUUGUGCGAGUCCGACAGACAAAGACCAAGCGCAAGAAGCUGUUCGUGCCCAACUUCUUUGGUUAAAUGGGCCGGUUCUCUUUCCGCCGGGACUGAGAGUACAGACUGAGGAUGUUAUAGGCUUAGAUGUAGUAUUAGUCGCGUGGCCACCACACCAAAAAGUACCUUAUACUGUUACCUAUUUUUUAUACGCGUUCACCAAAAUAUUACCAAAUUAUAUUUAUGUAUAUACCCAAAAAUAUCGCCUAAUGUAAAACCAAAUAUAUGAAAUAAUUUCUAACAUA
Messenger RNA from Drosophila ananassae, 751 nucleotides. RefSeq lists its product as uncharacterized. NCBI's taxonomy places the organism in Eukaryota, Metazoa, Arthropoda, Insecta, Diptera, Drosophilidae. The coding region runs from base 153 to 533 and encodes 126 amino acids. The record is from RefSeq and is a predicted model, not a curated record. The transcript is spliced from 2 exons.